This is a messenger RNA of Mycena citricolor, 2042 nucleotides long. The record is from the annotation of a GenBank genome assembly. Lineage: Eukaryota; Fungi; Basidiomycota; Agaricomycetes; Agaricales; Mycenaceae.
AUUGGUCGUGAGGUUACCUCAGUCAAGUGGGAUCUGAUUACGUCAGGGUGGCAUCAAAUGGGACCAAAUUUUCUUCUUCCUUCAGUCCGCUGGCAUGAGGAUCAACCCCUCGGCUUCGGGGGUAGGGGCUAGGCAGAGGGCAUGGGCCGGUGGGUCAGACUCGGAUGCAUGUCGACAUGGCAUCAACACGGUCCCCUGCCUAGCCUUGCCUUCCCCACACGAACCAUGACGACGACCACGACCGCAACUGCGGAGCUUGCGACUCCACGGGAUGAAAACUCGACUAUGAACGCGACCGCGACGACCGCCAAGGGGGAUGAGACCUCGUCGUCCGGUUUGGACGCGUCCGCCGUGCUACCGCCGCCCAGACCGACGCGCGGGCUGGGUUUCUGGAUGAUCUUCCUCUCGCUGUGUGUGUGCGGGUUUCUCACCGCCAUAGAGAUGGGCUCCGUCUCCCCGGCCCUCCCGACGAUCAUCGAAGAUCUUCACGGGACCCAGUUCAUAUGGGUCGGCUCGGCUUACGCGCUCGGCGCGACGGCGUUGAUCCCGCUGAGUGGGGGGCUCGCGCAGGCGCGUCGUCUCGUUCCUGUGCCACUUCUCGCGGUCCUGACGCCGCGCCACACCAGUGCGGUGUGCGGUGCAGCACAAAACAUGGGGAUGAUGAUCGCUGCGGUACAAGGUUUAGGCGGAGGGGGAAUCGUGUCGGUCACGCAGAUCAUUGUGGGGGAUCUGGUGCCGCUGCGUGAGCGGGGGAUGUUCAACGGGAUCAUUUCGAUGGCGUAUGCGUUCGGUGUUGGAGUCGGACCGGUCACAGGAGGAGGUUUGGCGUCGCUGGGGCAGUGGCGGUGGUUGUUCUACCUCAAUCUCCCUGUCGCUGGAAUCGCCGGAAUUCUUGCGCUCGUGUUCGUCCGGCUCAAGACUCCCUCCGGAACUCUGCGAGAGAAGCUCUGUCGGAUCGAUUAUGCUGGGAAUGUGCUCGUGGUUGGUGCCACCACUUCGGCGGUUCUCGCCUUGACGUGGGGCGGGAUCCAAUUCGGAUGGGGCUCGGCGCAGGUUCUCGCCCCACUUAUCCUGGGUUUAGUUGGUCUUGUUGCGUUCAUGGUAUACGAGACAUUCGUCGCAUCUAAUCCGCUGGUCCCAUUCGACGUGGUAUCCACUAUGACCGGGUUCAGCGGCCACGCGCAGAAUUUUUUGACGUGGCUCGUUCUGAUGACCCUGACAUAUUACACCCAAGUUUACUACCAAGCAUGCUACGACGUCUCCCCCAUUGCAGCCGGCGUGAACGGCCUCCCGCUCGCCAUCGUCCCUGCGCCGAUGGGCCUCAUCGCAGGCGUCAUCACCCAGAAGCGCGGCUCGUUCCGCCUGCCAAUUUGGAUCGGCUGGGUGCUCAUCGUCGUCGGGACCGCCAUGAUGGCCACGCUCGACGAGGCGUCCGCCCGGGCCAAAGCGAUCGGAUUUACAGUCAUCCCAGGGACGGGGAUCGGCAUUCUGAUCUUGAUGGCGUAUUUCCCCGUGUUAGCCCCGAUCAAGGUCGAGAAGAACGCGCAGGCCGUCGCGUUUUUCGUAUUUUUGAGGAAUUUCUCGCUGGUUUGGGGCGUCACUGCGGGAGGCAGCAUUCUGCAGAACCAGCUCCAGCGACACCUCCCCGCGGCCUUCCUAGCACAGUUCCCUCCAGGCUCGGAAAUCGCAUAUUCAAUCAUCCCUGUCAUCAAGACCCUCCCAGAGCCGCUAAAGACCCAGGUCCGCGCUGCAUUCGCAAAAUCGCUGCAGACAGUGUGGUGGGCGACGACGGGGAUUGCGGGGCUCGGGCUCCUGUGCAGCCUGUUGAUGAAGUCGUAUCCGCUGCAUACGGCCGUGGAUCGGGAUUGGGGGAUGGAGGGUGCACAGAGCGGAAGAGAUGUGGAGAAGGAUGCUACUGUGCCUGUUGCAGAAUGAUAAUGACGAUUACGUAUACCGAAAGAACGAUUCACGCUGUCAGUGUAAUGCUAUCGAUUUGUUUUCUUGUUGUAUCAUCACAGAAACGAGAGACCGGCUGUUUAGAC